This is a messenger RNA of Dunckerocampus dactyliophorus (ringed pipefish), 3791 nucleotides long. RefSeq lists its product as uncharacterized. Lineage: Eukaryota; Metazoa; Chordata; Actinopteri; Syngnathiformes; Syngnathidae. The record is from RefSeq and is a predicted model, not a curated record. The transcript has 8 exons. The coding region runs from base 838 to 2193 and encodes 451 amino acids.
ACUUUAUACUCAUUAUAUUAGAACUUUUUCCACAACCUAAUUUUCCAAAAAUUCCAACUUCAUUUGUUGUUUGGUUUUUUUCUCAUAUUACAACAAAAAAACUUAGCAUCUUUAUAUUUUGUUUUUAUUCUUUUAUGCUGCUGAUUUGUCCGUUUUUUUAAUGUUGUUUUGUUUUUUGUUUUAUUAGUUUCCUUGUUAAAUUACAUUUUUAGAAUGUGCCACUGGCUAAUUAAAAAAAACACAUACGUACCGCAAAUGCCCCCCCACCACCACCACCACCACACUUUGGACAUUCCUGACUUUUUUUUCCUCAUAAAUUUACGACUUUAUUCUCGAAAUCUGGGAUUUGAAUGUGGCCCUAAUACUCCGUCGUACUUUCACAUAUUGCAAUUUCUUUUAAAAAUAAAUGUUUCAUUUAAUAUUUCAACUCUGUCUAAGUCAUACAUUUAUGGAAAAAAAGGUUUGUCUCUAGUAAAUAAAAUACAAUAGUUUAAGCAGCUGGGGUAGGCUCAAGCUCUCCCUGAACAGAACAACACAAAAGGUCAUUCACGAUCAUCCUAUCUGCAUUGCAAACCCAGCAUGUGUCCAACCAACAGUAUGUAGCGCUGCAAAUGUGCAAAUCAAGUAUAGCCUAAACAUUUUUGGAUGUACUUGACAAAGCGCACGCACACACACACAGCCCCCCCCCCCCCAACACACACACACACACACUUAUAUUUCUUUGGCGCGGUUGAAGUGGUAUUUUAAAAAAAUGCACAAAAUAAAUUCCUGUUCGAAGUAAACCGGCUGCAUUUUCAAACUACAACUCUGUCGCCUCCUUGUGGUCACAAUGUAAUAAUGCGCCACCAGGUGCAAACAAUAGCUGAUCACACGGACUCCGCUAAAGAGGCGACGAGGAGGACAACAGUACGUUUUUGUGACAACGCAGAGGCCUGCGUUGCCAUGGAGGACUGGAGCAGUCUCAACUUUAUCCCAAGUGGCCGUCAACUGCCCAGAACCCCGUCUCUCAUCCAAGUGAAGCAAGAGUUGGACUUUUGCAGCGAGGCUCCAGCUAGUGACCCACCCCUGACCCCCCAGGAGAUGACUGAGGGGGCCAGCGGGGAGCAGCUUGAUUCAAAGGUCAGCAGGACGGACGCAAAUUCAGGCGGUGCUGAUUACUCGGACCCCUUGUUGAACGGCAUGAAGGGGUAUCAGCUGACGCCAAACGACCUGGACUUCAUCAGGACGUUGAAAGAGGACAAACAAAGCAAGCUGCUGGAGGAACAGCUGAAGGCGUUGAAGAGGGAGGUGACCAGUGAGACGAUGGCCUUGGAGCUCGCGCUGGCCUCCAGGGAGAAAGCGCGAGCUGACCUUGAGAAGGUGAGCCGAGGUUGCUUGCUGUCCUUUCAAGUGACAUUGCAUCUCCAAAGUCACUCAGACAGUGGAACCUUCCAAGUCAAACACGCUGUGAUAAAUACUCUGAUACGCGUGCUGUCCUGCUUCAUGAUCAACGCCGCCUGUCAGUUCCCAACGUGCUCGGAGCUUGCAGAGCUUCUCAAGCUGGUGCUCCGAGUGGCGUCGCCCGUAGCGCAAGUGUCCGAGCUGGACGCCAGGUCGCUGCUGGCCAUGGUGACGACAGGAGACGUACAUGUGGCGCUGAGCGAGAAGAGGGAGGCCGUCAGUCAGCUGGAGAAGAUGGUUGCUAGCCAGAGAAAGAAGGACGACAAGGAGAGGAGACGGCAAGAGAAACAACUUGCCAGCAACCAGCUGCUCAUUCAGCGGCUGAUCAGUGACGUGUCCGAGCUCACGUCUCAACUGGCUCAGCGAGACGAGCUAAAGGACGGUGGCGGCGGCGCCUCAGAGGACGUGCAAGCGGCUGAAAGUCAUGUCAAGCAUCCAGAAAAGGCCAAGAGAAAGAUUGUUGCUCCAAAGACAAGUCAGCCAAUAAGCAGGAAGCCAGCAGACGAGGACAAAAGUAGCAGCAAGUCCAAGAAUAUCUCCUUAAAGUCCACAGUCGAGAAGACAACCAAAGCAUCCACUGGACAGCAGAUGUUGGAAGACGAGCCAGAACUUGUGGAGGGGACCCGAGGGAGGCGAAAACCUGCCGGAGCCUCGCAGGUGAAAAGUGGCAGAGCGGCAAAGAACUCUAAACUUGCGGAGGAGGAACCAAGCCUGGUUCUGAGACGGUCCAAGAGGAUCGCCAGCAGGAGAUGAUGCUGGACAGGGGCGCACUUUUGUUUGUUCCUGUUCGCCAAACCUGGAGGCACCUCCGAUACAUGUGGAGAAAGGCGAUCUUAUAUCCAGGCCGCGUCCGAGCAGACUGCUGGGAUCCGGGCCCAAGGAGAUGCGGUGAUGGAUCUAGUUCACCUUGGAAUAUCAAAGAACUUAUUCCAACUUAUCUUUUAAUUGCCUUCCUGCAUUCUUUUGUGGUCGAUAAAUAUCAGCUAUCUUAUAUCUCGUAACCGGAUCCCUAAAUCCAUCCAAGUUGAUUUUGGAACUCUUGCCCCCGUUGGUCCUCAAGCAAGUAAACCGGCUUUUAGGCUCCACGGUGCUGAUUGGUCCUAAUUCAGCCUCUGGAAACGCCAGCAAUCCUCCAUGACAAGUUCACCGGCGCUGACGUCCCGCUCUGUCAACACGGUGUGCAUAGGAGCCCCCUGCGUGUCUCCAGUGAGGCUCGAAGCGCCAGUAAAAACGGACUCUGCUGGCAAAGGAAGAGAGAGAACCCUCGCUUCAUCAAAGCAGCACAAACAGAUCCGAGCCAGCAGCAGAGACAACAGUCAUCCUCUAAUCCUUCAUUUCCUUUCUGGGUUGGCUUGUGUAGUUCUGUUGCUGUCACAGCCCCCCACCCACGCUGAAGUCCUUUAACGUUGACAAUCUGAGGAGAUUUCAUUGUCUUCAUGUUGAUGUUAGACAUAAAACCUGUCACAGCUGUUUGACCAGAAACGAGGCUUCCAUGAUCGGUUCUUUUUGACACACAGUAGAGCCCCGCUUUUCUCAGGGUUCCGAUUCAAACUUAGCAGCGCAUCGCAAAAAAACCCCGCAAGUCAUUGAGACGCCGUUAGAAAAUGAAAUAUUUGUUGUACAGUACACCACGCUUUUUGUAUGAUUCGUUUUGUGUGUUCGCGACAGUUUCGCCUCGGUUUUCGUACAGUAUUGCAUGUAACACGAUAGUAUGCUUUGUACGGUAUCGUUCACAAAAUCAAGUGCCGAAUCAAAACACCACACACGUUGUAGCAAUUUGAUAAAGAAGGUGAGAAACACUAUUGAUCUCGCCAGGACUCAACAAUAAGUUGCAUCCGUCCAUCAAUCCAUCCAUCUUCUACCGCGUAUCUAAGAUGGGGUCGCUGGGGUCGCCCCAGCUACUUCGUCCAGGCGUUCCCAGGCCAGCUGAGAGACAUAGUCUCUCCAACGGGUCCUGGGUCUUCCCCGAGGCCUCCUACUGCAAAAUGGUGCGCGCUCACAGACAGUGUCGCUGGCCACGUUGCAAAAACAUUCGUACAGGCAACUUCUGUGUCAAACUAAUGUCUUCCACUGGUGAACCGUACACUAUGCUUGAGUGCCAUCUAGCGGUCCAAAUGUGAAGUACACCUCUCACGACAAUGAAAAAAAUGAUCUCAAAAAGUGCUGUCGAUAAAAUCGAUUAUCAAUGAUAAUUUGUAGCACAAUUACCGACCAGCAAAAUUUGUUAUCAUGAGAGCCCUCGUCCCUAGUGUGCCUAAUCGCCCCCUUACAACCCACGAACAGUUAUUCUGUUCUGUUCAUUUGUCUUACAGUAGAUGAUGUCCUCCUCAUUCACUAUUCACACUAUCCAA